Messenger RNA from Delphinapterus leucas (beluga whale), 716 nucleotides. NCBI's taxonomy places the organism in Eukaryota, Metazoa, Chordata, Mammalia, Artiodactyla, Monodontidae. The record is from RefSeq and is a predicted model, not a curated record.
AUGUCUCAAGUAGUAAAGAUCCAGGCCUGGUGGCGGGGCACCCUGGUGUGCAGCACACUGCUGCACGUGGCUCUCAGAGUGUGGAUCAUUCAGGGCUGGUGGAGGCAUAAGCUGGUGAAGCUGCAUGAGAACAGGCAGCGGACAGCUCUGGAGAACUUUACACGGAAGGAGUGGGUGGCAGUCAGGCUGCAGUCCUGGGUCCGCAUGUGGCGCAUCUGUUGGCGCUACUGCCAUUUGCUCAACGCUGCCCGCAUCAUCCAGGCCUACUGGAGAUGCCACUCCUGCGCUUCCCAGGGUUUCAUCAAGGGCCACUACAGAGUCACGGCCAACCAGCUGCAUCUCGAACUCGAGAUCUUGCUGGGCUCAGGGCCUUGCAUUGUGACGGAGUGUAUUCCCCUUCCAAUAAAGCAGUGAAGCGGUCUUUCCCCAGCUUCUCUCUGCUUGAUAAGCUCCAGGAAGUCAGGGCCAAUGAUGCCAAAUAGUUAGCAUCUCAUAUGCUAGCUCUGAGGAAAUGGCAGGGGUUGUCUGAGGAGGAGGAUUUUGAGCCACUGUCCAGACUGAGCAGAGACUGUGAUUGAUUAGCAACGUCUGACAUAGGUAGGAAAGUUGGGGGUACAGAUCUGCCAUGCUGCCAACUCAGGGAGCAUCACUCAUGUUCAGUCUAUGGAAAUGGUGCCUCUCCCUAAGGCUGUGUAUAAUGGAAGCCUGGGGCAGGG